AUGUGCAAUUGGGGACUGGCAGUGCUGCUGCCAGAUGCUGCUGCAUGCUGCCAGGAGUUCGUGGUGUCGGCAGGGCAGCGACUGGCCUUGCUCGGCCCCAACGGCUGCGGGAAGACUACGCUUUUGCGCUCGUUGGCCGGGAGGCUUGAGGUGGAGGCUGGCUCUCGCAUCCUCGGGGUAGGGGGUUUGCGCCGCGCCCGCGUGGCUUUCUUCACGCAGGAUUUGGCCCAGGACCUCCCCGGCGACAUCACGCCAGUGGAGCAUGUCCUGGGAGACGACGCUCGGCGCACUAGGUCUGAGAGGAGCUUGUCACAAUGCACCCAUCAAGACCCUGAGUGGCGGCGAGAAGGCGCGGGUCGCCCUUGCCGUCUUUGCCACGCGGCCUGCAGAUGUGCUCUUGCUGGACGAGCCCACCAACCACUUGGAUGGCGCAGCCGUCGCCUCACUGUGUGCCGGGCUUCGCGAACAUGGCGGUGCC
Messenger RNA from Symbiodinium pilosum, 478 nucleotides. The record is from the annotation of a GenBank genome assembly. Lineage: Eukaryota; Dinophyceae; Suessiales; Symbiodiniaceae.